GUAUAGCGGAUAAGUCGCAUCCGAGUGGUUAUAAAUAUAUGUGUAAUGGAAUACACAUAUAUCAGUACGAAAUAAUUGCUGCGUAAUGAUUUAAAUUUUAACAAACAAAUGAAAUAAUAAUAAUAAGAAAAAGCGUACCUUAUUAUUAUUAUAUUAGUGACCGCAGUGUAUCAGUUAACGAAAUGAAAACCCCAGUUGAGAGUUAUCGCCAUAAAUAGUAGGCAGCAUUGUAAAUCCAGACCUAAUUGGUCUAUAAUUAAACUUUUAUAACUCCUUAUCGUUGUGCUUAGUGGACUAUUGCACGUUUAAGAUCUUGAACGAAAAGUGAGAGCUACAUACAUGUGGUUCGAUAAUUAGGGAAAUCCAAAAAAGUUCCACCAGACGCUUAUAAAACUUGUUACACGUGUGUUAAACCAAAUUUUAAGAUAAAUAAAUGAUUAAAAUGAUGUAGCCUUAAAUUCCAGUGUAAUAAUUCUAAUCUUUCGUGUAAUUGACCAAACAAAUGCUUUGAAAAUAUUAAAAAAUAAACAAUCUAUUGAUAAGCUGCAAGUGCAAGAUUACAAUUUUUUUGCAAUUUCAUUGUUAAUUAAAAUAAAAAUGUUGGGAUAAAUGUAUUUACUUUCAAACGGUGGAGGACGUUACCUUGUGAUCUCAACAAAUGUGUAGGAAAAACAACAAUAAUUUAAAAAUCAAAGCAAAAUAACAAAUAUACUAAUCUACCCCAAUAUAACCCAUUACUAUUACAAUUCUUAUCUUUGGCAAAUUUGCAUAACAAAUAGCAAUUGAAUAACAAAAUAGCCAUGCAACUAUUGAAAAAAGUAAUCUAUUGAUAAGCUGCCUUUUGGCGGUUAAAUUUUGAUUUUUAAAAGCUAUUGGAAGCUAAAAAAACGGCGAGAGAGCAUAAAAGCUCUGAAAGCCAACCACAAACACGAGCUGCAACAUAUUUAACUGAGCGGGAGAGAAAGCGAGUGCGCAGUGUGAAAAUGAGUGGCACAGAGGCACAAUCUGAAAAUGCUACGCAAAGACGUGACAGUGGGAACAGUGAGAACAGUUCAGCCGGCAAUGUUGUGGAGCAGCAGGCCGAGGGGAUGUUUCGCACCGCCUGCCAAUGGGUAUGGCACGUGGUUAAAUCCAUCUCCGUGGAGCCCACAAUGUUCCUUUACAUGUUCGCGUUUAUGAUCACCUCAGUGGUGGAGCAGAAUUUCUUUCUAUACAAGUCCUGUCGUGUGAACAACAAUUUCACGGAGGAGGUCUGCCGGAAUCUCAACAAGGCGGAGUACCAGGAGUUCAAGGAACAGUCGAUGUUGACCAAUGCUUGGUUCCUACAGUGGGAAAACAUCUCCGCCCAUAUAUUUCCCAUUAUUUUGGCCUUAUUUUUGGGCUCAUUCUCUGAUCGACGGGGCCGUAAACUACCAUUGCUCAUGGGUUUGGUGGGCAAGUUCAUCUACUCCUCGAUGAUAGUUGUCAAUGCCAGGAUGCCUACAUGGCCAGUGCAGAAUAUCAUCUACUCGGCCACCUUGCCAUCGGCCUUGACUGGUGCUGAUGUGGCCAUUUUCGCCUCCUGUUUCGCCUACAUCUCAGACAUUUCCACGCUGCAGCAGCGCACAAUCCGGGUUACCAUCCUGGAUGUGAUCUACCUCAGUGCCAUGCCCCUGGGCGUUGCGCUGGGCUCGCAUCUAUUUUACAAUGUCUUCGAUCAGUCCUACGCGGACAUGUUCACCGUGAAUGCCUCCCUGCUAGCCCUGGCUAUCAUCUACACUCUGUUUGCCCUGAAGUGGCAGACAACAUCCAGACAGCGUUCCCUGAGAGAACUUGGAUGCUGUGGAUUCUGGGGCGACUUCUUCGACAAACAGCACGUUAAGGACUCGUUUGUGGUGUUGGUGAAACCACGAAAGGGGCACCGUCGCAGUUUCCUCAUUAUCCUGCUGAUCAGCAUGGCCUUGUAUACUUUCCAGCGGGACGAGGGUCAGUACUUGUACAUGUACACUCUGGGCAAGUUCGACUGGGAUGUGAGUGCGUACAGUAACUUCAAGACCUUUAAGUCAUCGGCCUACGUGAUUGCCAUGCUACUCGCUGUCCCAUUGAUGAACAAGGUCCUUGGAUGGAGGGAUUCCACUAUAAUCUUUAUUGGCACCUGGGCCCAUUCGAUAGCCCGUUUGUUCUUCUACUUCGCCACCAAUACGGAUCUGCUGUACGCCGGAGCAGUGGUCUGUAGUUUGGGUCCGAUUGUGGGCCCCAUGAUCCGGGCCAUGACCUCGAAAAUUGUGCCAACAUCGGAGCGAGGAAAGGUGUUUGCCCUGCUCUCGGUUUGUGAUAAUGCGGUGCCCUUCAUCAGCGGAGUCUGCUAUUCGCAACUUUAUCGAGGGACCAUAAAAACCAAUUACGGUGGAAAUGUCUUUAUGCUAACCAUUGCUACUCAGAUAGCAGUCUUUCUGUUGAUACUUUGCAUUCACAUUAUCUUGGGCCAGAACUCGCUGGCCGUUGCAGAAGUUCCCGAAAAUGAGAGCGGUCUUAUAAGCCAAAAGGAGGCGGUACUGAACGCGGCCACUGAAGAAGAUAAAAAUUAGACCAGCUUUUAUAAGCCAUAUAUUUUUAAUAAUUCCUAAGAAAAGACAAGAGUCCUGGAAAGGCAGCUAAUGCAUUAAAAAUGCAAGGAUUUUUAAUACAAAAAAAAAAUAUUUUUUUAACUCUCGGCAGGAAAUCGUUUGCCCAUACGAAAUGGCGUUAAGAAAUGUUGUAGUUAUAGAAUUUUGAAGUAUACUCGUAUAAAGAUUUUUUAAAAAAUAAAGAAUAAUAAUAAUCCUUACAAAA
Molecule: messenger RNA, 2811 nt
Organism: Drosophila eugracilis
Lineage: Eukaryota; Metazoa; Arthropoda; Insecta; Diptera; Drosophilidae
Product: proton-coupled folate transporter
Exons: 5
Coding region: 984-2567 (527 amino acids)
Biological process (GO): transmembrane transport
Cellular component (GO): membrane
Molecular function (GO): transmembrane transporter activity
Source: RefSeq, a predicted model, not a curated record